Molecule: messenger RNA, 1308 nt
Organism: Trichoderma breve
Lineage: Eukaryota; Fungi; Ascomycota; Sordariomycetes; Hypocreales; Hypocreaceae
Exons: 5
Coding region: 1-1308 (435 amino acids)
Molecular function (GO): acyltransferase activity, transferring groups other than amino-acyl groups
Source: RefSeq, a predicted model, not a curated record
AUGUUUGAAUUCUUUUUUAAUCCAUCAAAGGCACCCCAGCCUGUACCGACCGACAAGAUUGUCCCGGUUGGCUUCUUUGAUGACACCAUUAUCUUUAGGACGUUUGUGCUAUAUACCUUAUUCGUUUUCGACGAUGUACUGGACCCUCAGAGCUUACGCACCUCUCUGGAGCGUGUAGUAAGCCGCCCUGGCUGGAACAAGCUAGGUGCUCGACUGAGAAGAAAUGAUCGUGGACAACUUGAGCAUCAUAUCCCAGCCAGCUUUUCUCCAGAUCGUCCGGCUGUGGGAUUUGAACAUGUGGAUCAUGGCGCCUUGGCUGUGGAAGACCACCCCGCGGGAUCGUGUAUUCCGCAUGCUCCCCACCGUCCUCAGCUUGGUCUGCGCGUUGUCUCGUUCAAGAAUUCGACAAUAGUCGUCCUCCAUUGGAUACACCUUAGUUUUGACGCCAUGGCAAAAAAAUCUCUCCUCAAUGCGUGGAUGCUCAUGCUUCAGGGUAGAGAAGACGAGAUCCCAGAGCCACUGGCUCCCGACGACUAUAUUUUGGAGCACUGUGGCAAGAAGCCUACAGAGCCCCAUGUCCUUGCGGAAUACCACAUGUCCAAGCCUGGUCUCGUCUGGUGGGUGCUUCAGAAUUGCUACAACCUGGUGGUAAAGAAGCAAGAGCAUCGUAUGGUCUGCGUGCCCGCUGCUUAUAUCACGAAAUUGAGAGAAAAGGCUCUCGCGGAACUUGCUGCUCAAGCCCCUAGCGAGAAAUGGGAGGCUCCAUUCCUGAGCGAAGGAGAUAUUCUACUGGCUUGGACAACUCGCUUAGCAAUUGCUAAUCUUCCGGAGAAUUCGGAAACACCUAUUGCUGUACAACAAGCAUAUCAAUGGCGGCCGAUUUUGAAGGACCUGAUACCUGACAAGCGACCAUUCCUAAGCAACUGCGUUGGGUUUCUCGUUACUCUAGUGUCAGCUAAAGAUGUGCUUCAGAAGCCGCUUAGCUAUCUAGCAUCCCAGAUCCGCCGCUCGAUUAAGGAGCAAGGCUCUCGCGAACAAGUCGAGGCGUACACAUCGUUGAUCCGACUUGAUCCAGCCAACAGGGCGCCUCCAUUUUUUGGCAGCACAUCGAUGCAGUUACUUAUGUUUUCUAAUUGGCAAAAAGCCGACAUGUACGCGACCGAUCUGUCAGCCGCAGCUGUUACACCACGGCGCACGCCGCUCACACCAUCCUACGUCCAGAGCGUGCAGGGUCCAUAUAACUUCUCAGAUGGAAUUAUUGUCGUGGGCAAAGAUCUUGAAGGGAACUGGUGGUUCCUCAUUCACUGA